This is a messenger RNA of Acanthoscelides obtectus, 216 nucleotides long. The record is from the annotation of a GenBank genome assembly. NCBI's taxonomy places the organism in Eukaryota, Metazoa, Arthropoda, Insecta, Coleoptera, Chrysomelidae.
UGCAGAGAACGGGAGCAAUGGCAAUUGCAUCUGCGAUGAACUGCAGGUCGUUGCCGUUAUUUUCUAUAGUUUCCUCAUCACUUGAGGAUGACACGCUCAUUAAUUUGAUGAAAAACUGAACGGUCUGUGUAAGCCUUGGAGUACAACUGUCAGUGAUGCUGAGUGAACGAAGUCCCACGUCAACUACAAGCUGGAACAAGUCAAGACAUGUCGCUC